UUAAGAAACUAAGACUAGAGUGACUUUGGACGUCCGCUCCUCACAGGUGCGGUGAGUGCUUAAUCUCCGGCCUUGCGGCUUAGUUUUUCUCUCGGUUUGGGCUCGAGGCCUCUAUCGCAACCAUGCUCCGCCAGAUCAUCGGUCAGGCCAAGAAGCAUCCUAGCUUGAUCCCCCUCUUCAUAUUUAUUGGAGCAGGAGGGACUGGAGCAGCACUGUAUGUCACACGCCUGGCAUUGUUCAAUCCCGAUGUCAGUUGGGACAGAAAGAAUAACCCAGAACCCUGGAACAAACUAGGUCCUAAUGAUCAGUACAAGUUCUAUUCUGUGAACGUAGAUUACAGCAAACUGAAGAAAGAAGGUCCAGACUUCUAAAUGAAAUAAUUUCACUUAAAGCUGCUUAGAAUGAAGGUCUUCCAGAAGCCAUCCGCACAAUUUUCCACUUAACCAGGAAAUAUUUCCCCUCUAAAUGCACGGAAUCAUGUUGGUGUAUUGUAUUGGGGUUUACACUGAUGAAUAAAUA
Molecule: messenger RNA, 519 nt
Organism: Dama dama (fallow deer)
Lineage: Eukaryota; Metazoa; Chordata; Mammalia; Artiodactyla; Cervidae
Product: cytochrome c oxidase subunit NDUFA4
Exons: 1
Coding region: 123-371 (82 amino acids)
Source: RefSeq, a predicted model, not a curated record